UAAAAUUUUAUUGUAUUAUUCUGGUAUGAAUUGGAUCAGUGCAAUACUCGGUAUAGAAUAUUGUUAAAUAAUUCUUAAAUAGUAUAGUAGUAAAUAACUGAUGUUAUAAAAACAAGUUAAGAUGAGCUUUAAAAAUAUGAUAUUCCUAUUGUAAGAUCUACAAAAUAUCUGAAUCUCACAAAAAAGUAUCAUGUUUAGUGUAUUUAGCAAACACUAAGUAAAAACUCUUAAAUGUAAAACAAAAAAGUUUUUAAGAAUGACAUAAUUGUUGUAUAAAUUUGAUUUGUUUAGAUGCAAAAUGUUUUAAACAUUCGAAAUUGCAUUAAUUACCAGAAGUCCUUUUUUUUGUUUAACAUUUUUUUUUUGUAUAAUUAUUUUGCUUUAAAAAUAGAAAUGUUUUUAUGUGCCAUGUAAAAAAAAAUUACACACUGAAUGUAAUUGUAUAGUAAUUAAUAACUUUUAAAUAAAAUAUUAUGGUUAUCGGCAUGGAUAUUGAGAGCUGAGCCUUAAACCUGCGCAAAAAAAAAUAUAGUUCUCUUUGGUGACAGAGGUGAGAAACAGUGGAGAGGUAAUCAUAUUGUCGUACAGUUCAUUCUUUUCCCGUUGCUUCAGAGAUAGUAAGCCUUUGGUACUUAUAUAAAGUGACUAAAACUAUUUUUAUUUUCUUAUUUUCAUUUAAAUAUUUAACAAAUUAUUUUCAUCUUACACAUAAAAUAAAGUAAAAUCGUAUUGGUGUGCAUCGUACGAGAAUCGCCAACUAAAAUGUUUGUGCCCUCUGCACGAUUCGCAAAGCGAUCCUCAAUCAGUCGCCGAGCGCUCAAUAUCGGCGUCGAUACUUUUAAUAAAAUAUGUAUAUCAGCAUUUACAUAAAUGUAAAUACUAAGAUAUUUCUUAUCACGUAAAUUAGUACUUAAGUUCGUAUAAAUAUGUAAUUGCAUGUUAUGAAUAUCAACUACGGUCUAGUUAUUAUAGAAUAUUCCAUUUUUCUUUGUUUUAUUUAUUUUUAUUCACAAUAAUUCUAGUUACGAUAUAAAUCAUUAAAUUAAAAAAAGUGCACAAAUUUAAAUAAAAAAAUAUUUACGCUGUUUAAAUUGCAGCCCUUGCCAAGUGAACAGCAACUUAAGACAUUUGAAACUGUCAACCGCUAACUGUCAUUUUACUGACAUUUAUCGAAACGAAAUAAUUGUGCCUUUAGAAAGCCUAUAGCAGUAUUUUAUAUUUUUACGAAGUUAUAAACUUAAAUGUAUUAAAGAAGAAAAAAAAAAAACAAACAAGUAAAUAAAAGACAUAUCAUGGUAAACUUUAAACGUUAUAUCACGCUGUAAUCGAGAAUCAUUGAUAAGUGCUGCGAACGCAGUGCCUUGUAACAACUUUAACAUUUAUUUAAAUGUGAUGAAAGUAAAAUCAAUUAAAAAUGAACAUGCAUCUUUUAUUUAAAACAUCGGUCGUGUUAGUGUAUUUGUGUAUAGUCAAAGCUGAAAUAAGCGAUGUUGAUCUGAAUGAUUUAUCGGAACAGCAGAAUGCGGUGAAAAUAAACAAAUGUUGCGAACCUAACGAGCUCAUGGUCGACUCGGUGUGUAGACUGGCCGAACAAUACAAUCAAAGCGUAUGGAAACCAGUUUUUAAAACGGAAGACGGUACAAUAACUUCUGUUAAGUAUUUUCGUUAUGUGAAUGGAGUGCCAAAUUGUUCAACGACUCAACAAAGGCCUAUUUUCGAUUUAGGAAAUUCCGAGGACGAACUGAAUCUUUUAUCCGACGGCCAUCUUCAGCAUUUGAUUCACCACCAACACAGUUCCGAUUACAUCAAAGAUGAUCCUCAAUUAAAUAACAUGUAUAGCAUUCAUGACGUUAUCACAAUACCAGAGAGGGAGCCAACAUCAUACAUACAUAAACAAGAUAAAUAUUGUUUGGACAAGACCUUAAUGACAAGUACAAACAUGACUGGUCUAUAUGCUUUAGUAUGUGUUCCGGAAGUUAAAAAUUGGAAAGAGACAAGUUUUCUUAUGAAGAAAGUAAUAAAUCCUCUAUUCCAUGCAAUUGCAAUGGUACUGUUUCUUAUUGUUGCUAUCAUAUACUUUGUGUUGCCGACGUUAAGAGAUUUAGCGGGCAAUAUUAUAACAAGCAUUAACAUCUGUUUGAUAGUAAGUCAGGCGGCUGAUUUAGUCAGAAUAUUUACUGAGUUCAGUAAUCACAUAAGUUUUAUGGUAACAGAUGUAAUAUUGUACAUGAGUCUACUGGGCGCAUUUUUCUGGCUUAACAGUUUUGGUUUCUACAUAUGGAAGACAUUUAAGUCCAGGAAUGUUUUUCUGAGAGUGACGGAUAUUCGGAAAUAUUGCUAUUAUUCAAGUGUAGUUUGGUCAAGUGUUGUGUUAAUGGCAGCUAUGGCUAUCUGUGCUCACUAUCUACUCGAUACUGGCAUUGAUCCAUACAAGAAGAUGCGGCUUUCUACUACUAUUUAUAUUGAAGAUGUUGAACAAGAAACAAUAGGAUGGUUAGGAAUAGCAGUAUUUUUCACACCUAUCGCUUUCACAAUACUCUUUAACUUGUUUUUCUACAUAACAACUUUAAAAGUCAUUAAAAGGAUAAACAUAUAUGGGAGAAUUCAUUAUAAGCUAAAAGGAUGUUUCAACUUAUUUGUGCAACUAUUCCUAAUAAUGACAAUGUCGUGGAUAUUCCUUCUGCUAUCGUGGCUCAACUUUGAUGGUUUGUUAUAUGCGUAUAUUGUAGUAAACUUACUACAAGCAAUAUUGAUAUUCUAUGUGUGUGUGGUAAGACAAUCUCAUGUCAUGUUUCUACUAAGAAAGAGCUGUUGCUACGCAGAGCCAAUACCUACUGGUGAGUGGGGAGAUGAGAUGACACAUAUGAAUGGCGGUAAUUAUUAAUAAACAUAAUCCCAAUGAAACAUAAAUCUAUUAAAAUAAUAUUAAUCUUAUAUAGCACCGAAAGACUAAUUUCUCAAAAGAGUCACAAGCAUAUUAAAAUAACUCUACUUUGUAAUCAUUGAUUUUCUAUGACUCAUGCAUAUUACAAAUUCCUUUGGAAAACCUGUUUAAAUGUAAUUCUCAAGGUUCAAGUUUAUAUAAAAUAUCGGAAUGUUUAUUAAAAAAAAUUACUUGACAAAAGUGAUCUUAACCUAGCUAUUGUGCCUUAGAAUAAGACAAACAGUAUUUUGGAUAGCAAUAUUUAAUAGUAGUUAUUUCGGUGCUAGUGUUGCAAUGAAUAUCAAAUGCUUUUCUAUAUAGAAUUUUUUAUGGUCUGAAAUGGUCUCAUUUUAACACGAAUUUUUAUGAAUUAGUUAUUCGAAUAUUUUACUAAAUUUAUUUACAAUAUUCUAAGUGAAAAUAUGGAAUAGAAUAAGGAAAAAUAUAUUAUGUGUUAUAAAUGAAUGUUUAGACUGGUUUUAUACAGACAUAAAAAUAAUUCGAGAAUUAAAAAGUUUGUAAGAAUA
This is a messenger RNA of Melitaea cinxia (Glanville fritillary), 3450 nucleotides long. RefSeq names its product probable G-protein coupled receptor Mth-like 5 (gene mthl5). The record is from RefSeq and is a predicted model, not a curated record. The transcript is spliced from 8 exons. Lineage: Eukaryota; Metazoa; Arthropoda; Insecta; Lepidoptera; Nymphalidae. Gene Ontology annotation, molecular function: transmembrane signaling receptor activity. The coding region runs from base 1415 to 2884 and encodes 489 amino acids. Gene Ontology annotation, biological process: cell surface receptor signaling pathway. Gene Ontology annotation, cellular component: membrane.